Molecule: messenger RNA, 936 nt
Organism: Polistes canadensis
Lineage: Eukaryota; Metazoa; Arthropoda; Insecta; Hymenoptera; Vespidae
Product: isochorismatase domain-containing protein 2, mitochondrial-like
Exons: 4
Coding region: 158-769 (203 amino acids)
Cellular component (GO): cytoplasm
Source: RefSeq, a predicted model, not a curated record
ACCCGACCGGAAAUGCAAUGACGUAGCUGAGCUUUUAUCAUCAUAAACGUUCAUCUUUUAAUUCAUAUGUAACAAUUAUCUUUGGAGUAUAUUAUUAGAUUGUCUAGAACUAUUUUUAUCCUUUCACUUAUUUUUUGAAAAUAAAUAUCUUAACAUAAUGGCAAUAAAUGCAGCAAAAGCGGUUCUUAAACAAGGAAAAACUGUAUUAUUUAUAUGUGAUUUCCAAGAAAGAUUCGCUAAGGUUAUGUUUGAAUUUGAUAAAGUUCUUCAAAAUUCAGUUAAACUGGUAAAUUCCAUGAAACUUUUACAAAUCCCAAUGCUUGUAACGGAACAAAAUCCAAAAGCUUUAGGAAAAACUGUAUCUCAAUUAGAAAUAUCUUGUGCUAAAGGUCCUUAUGAAAAAACUCAAUUCAGUAUGUGUACUCCUAAUGUUACUGAAGUUCUUUCCACCAUUUGUUGUGGAUCUCGCCCAGAGUCCAUUAUACUUAUUGGACUUGAAACUCAUGUUUGCGUCGAGAAUACCGCAAUUGAUUUAAGAAUGAAUGGAUAUGAAGUUCAUACCGUUGCAGAUUGUUGUACAUCACGUACACAAGAAGAUAGAUUAUUGGCAUUGGAGAGAAUGAAAGCAAUAGGAUGUCACGUGUCUACUUCAGAGACUGUUAUUUUUAAAUUAUUAAAGGAUGCAAAUCAUCAAGAAUUUAGAAAUAUUCAAAAACUUAUAAGAACGCCAACAUUUUAUACAGGACUUGUACCAGUAUCAAAGAUAUGAAGUAUAUAGUUUUGUUAAAAAACAUUUAAAUCUAAAGAAACUAAUAUAUCAUUCAAUUGUAUUUUAUAUUAAUAUUUUAUAAAAAUAAUAACACACACACAUACAUUAUAGUAGAAAAAUACAGAAUGGAAAUAAAAGUAACAUAUAUUCUUGUUGUAAUAUAAAAA